This is a messenger RNA of Coffea arabica (coffee), 3057 nucleotides long. RefSeq lists its product as uncharacterized. The record is from RefSeq and is a predicted model, not a curated record. Lineage: Eukaryota; Viridiplantae; Streptophyta; Magnoliopsida; Gentianales; Rubiaceae. Gene Ontology annotation, molecular function: calmodulin binding.
CCAUCAUAAACUUAUCUCAAACUUGUUCAAAUUUCAUAGGCCAAACCAGAGAAAACAACUUGGAAACACACCUAAAGAAAAGCCACCCACAGUAAACCAGCAGACUUGGAAUCUCCAGUUGUUGGGAUUUCAAGAUGUCUCUAUUCAUGUUCUGCUGACAACAGAAAACCAAAAGGGAACCCAUUUUCUUUUCUUCUGGAGGCAGAAAUCUCCGUCUCAAGGGGAAGAAAAAAUUCCCUUGAAAUCUAUCAAAACUCAUGUUUCUGCUUUGAGAUUUCCUCUAAAGAUGGUGCAAAGAAAGGUGAGCAACAAGCUUGGUAUCCAUGCUGAUCAGGAUAAAUCCAACAAGCUGUUGGUGAACCUCAAACCAUCAACUCUGCAGCAUCAGGAUGCCAAAAACAAAGGAGCUGAUUUGAAGAAGAAAAUGAAGAAAUCAAGACCAAUCAAGCUUUCUGAUCUUGAACGCCUUGGUUCGCCAAAUAUGAGAAGGCAAGUACCUCAGCCUGGAAAGCCACCACCACCAAAACCACCACCUCCAGUAUUUCCAAAUACCUCUGCAUCCCCACAGAAGUCCCCGGUCAAAACACCAGAAACAGCACCAAACUAUAUGAAGGCAACUACCAGUUCUGAUGCAAGGAAAGAACGUUCUCAGGUGAGUUCCAGGAACCUUCAAACUCUCUUUGAUAGUCAAAGCUCAGGCAGGAAGGAUUCAAAUAGCUCAAAAAUGAGCUCAGGUUCUGUUCACAAGGCAGCAAGAGUUUUAGGUAGGACUUCCAGUUCGAAACUAGUUAGGACACUAACAAAAACAACUAGUUUUAAACCAGCAAGAGCUUCAGCCAAAAAAUGCUCCCCUCUUGUCCUAAGUGAAAAUCUAAAUGUUCAGAGAGCAACCUGUUCUUCAACUUUGAAGGACUCAAAAUUUCCAGCUUACCUUGCUCUUAGUUCCGGAGCAACAGAAGCAGAAGGAACCUCUGUCAUGAAAGUCUGCCCCUAUACUUACUGUUCUUUGAAUGGUCAUCAUCAUCCUCCUUUACCACCAUUAAAAAGCUUCUUGUCUGCAAGAAGGCGCCUGCUGAAGACUCAAAGAAGUUUCAAACUGGGAUGUCUCUCCCCACGACGAUCAAAGCCGGUUAGCAGCAGUACGGAAGAAAUUCAGGUUGAGCAGAACCAUGAGAAAUCUUCAUCUCAAGAACCAUGGGACAGUUCAAUGAGUAGCCCAGUCAUAGAAGAAAAGCAAACUGAUUUCUUCGUUCAGAUUUACGGUAAAGGAAGGGAAACUAAAGUUGAUAUCACUGAUUCUUCUCUCAACCAUAUCAGGCCUGCAGUUGAGGGAAGACCAAGUGGUGGUGAAACACCAACACAAGUUGACAACAGACAAGUUCUUGCAAUACCAUCAGAUGAAUCCCCUUUCUCUGAGAUGGAUUCUCAUGAUGAUAGCAGCAAAAUCAUUGAUGCUGCUUCAUCAGUCAUUGAAGUGGCUGAUUAUUGUGAGGCAGAGAGUUACUCAACUAUGGAUCUUGAUUAUGAACCUGACAGUUCACUGCAAAGCAUCCAAGAUUCUGAUUUAGGACGAGAUUCACCUGAGUUUGGAAGCUGUAUAAUUCCUGAAGUAUCCAUUUUCAAAUCAGCUAUUACAAAUAGGUGCUUUGGGGAAAUUCAGGCAGGUACGAUCCUGAAACAAUCAUCUGAUGAAGAAUCCAUUGAUAGAGAAAGUGUGAGCUCUAAAGCAAGUUCAUUUUCAGAUUAUUGGGCAGAGGAUUAUGUUGAAGGGCUUGAUGAUGGAAGUCAUGAUGAAUUAGGUCUUCAGUUUAAAGAUGAAUCUUUCGAGCCUAUCAAGACACAGGAUCUCAUUGAUUAUCUCAAGGAUGGAAUUGUGCAGAAUGAUGUUGAAGCCGAACAGGUACGGGGCCCAGAUUCGCAAGAUUUUCAUGAUAUGAUUGAAGAAAGUUGUGAAGAUGGGAUGGAAGAGAAUGAGCAAGGUGAUCCUUUUAAAGCACCUACCAAGAUUGAAAUUUGCAUUUCUCUGCAUAGUUCAGCUGAGGCCACCGGGGACAUGUCAGCAAAGGAUUGCAAGGACAAUAACCUGGAGGACAUUCGAAUUGGUGGAAAAUCAGAUCGAACUUUGGCAAAUAUGGAACUAACAAAAGGAGCUCCAGAUCAAUCAGCUCAUGACAACUCCAUAAGCAGUGGUUGCGAAAAUCUAAAUUGCUUGGAAGAAAAUGAAGCUGGGAACUUCAAAACGAUAGCAUCUGCUGAUUUAGGAGGAGAAAAAGCAAACCCCACACCCAAGAAUGCAUGUGGCGGUACACAAAAUGACCGUAAGAGAAGCCUUUCAUGUCAAGAAUUGGCUGAAACAUGCAAAAGGAGGAGCUGGAGAACUGGAUGCAAAAGAUCUACUGAAGAGUACCAGGAAUUGAAAGAAUUCAAUCCAAAAGCACCAAAUUUUCUGCCACUGGAGCCUGGCCCGGAAGCAGAGAAGGUUGAUCUCAGGCAUCAAACAAUCGAUGAAAGGAGAAAUGCAGACGAAUGGAUGCUGGAUUAUGCUAUUCAAAAGGCAGUCAACAAACUUGGUCCAGCGCGCAAGAAGAAGGUUGCAUUGCUUGUUGAAGCUUUUGAAACAGUUAUGCCAGUACCCAGAUAUGAUACCCAACCGAGUCACAGCUCAUUCUCAUUCAGUCAUGCAAGAUCAAUUCAAGCUUGCAGUUGAUACCACUCUGAGAAGAAACAUCUGCAAUUAUACGUACUCCUGGGAGAUGACAAACUGAAGAAGGUUUACACCAAGAAGCUAGUAGUUGAUUGAUCCAGCUUUACCAGAGAAGCAGCAGCUUCAUAUCUUGAAUUGUUGGGUCAGAAUAUUAAUGAUAUAUCACCGUUUCUUCAAGUUGAGCCAUUUGUUUGAAGUUCGUGUGGUACUUUUAUUGUGUUAAACAGCCUUAUCAGUGUUUUUGUUGUUGGUGAAAAGGUAAUUUCACCAUUUUAUUUAUGUGCAAGAGUAGUUUAUGCGUCUUCCAAAAAUUCAACAACUGAAUCUUAUGGCAAUUCACAAUUUCUACUUCA